AGGUUACCUGGAGGUCACCUGGGGGUACCUGGGGGUACCUGGGGUUACCUGGGAUCACCUGGGGGUCACCUGGGGGUCACCAGAGGUUACCUGGAGGUCACCUGGGGGUUACCUGGGGGUUACCUGGGGGUUACCUGGGGAUCACCUGGGGGUUACCUGUGCUGAGGAGCUCAGGUGUUUUCCAGACUCGCUGGAGCCGGAGCCGCCUCACCUGCGGCUGGCCGGGGGCGGGCACCGCUGCGCGGGGAGGGUGGAGCUGCUGCACCUGGACAGGUGGGCCGGGCUCUGCGGGCACACCUGGGGCCCGCGAGAGGCUCAGGUGGUCUGCAGGUACCUGGGCUGCGGGACCCCCCUGGCCUCACCUGGGGACGCACCUGGGGACGCACCUGGGGACGCACCUGGGGACGCACCUGGCCAGGUGUGGCUGGACCAGGUGAGCUGCAAAGGCACCGAGAGCGACCUGAGGCAGUGCAGGGCGGGGACCUGGCGGGAGCGCACCUGUGGCCAGGGGGGCGUGGCCAACGUGACGUGCUCAGGCUGGGCGCUGGCCACGCCCCCCCAGGUGCGCCUGGCGGACGGGCCAGGUGCGUGCGCGGGCCGGGUGGAGGUGCUGCACCUGGGCAGGUGGGGCACGGUCUGCGACGACACCUGGGCCUUCCCGGCGGCCGCCGUGGUCUGCAGGUACCUGGGCUGCGGCCAGGUGAUCGCGGCCCCGCCCCGCGCCCGCUUCGGGCCCGGCCGCGGCCAGGUGUGGCUGGACGGGCUCACCUGCACAGGUGAGGAGGCCGCGCCCUCCGAGUGCCGCCACAAAGGGUGGGGAGUGCACACCUGCGAGCACAGCGAGGACGCCGGAGUGGUGUGCGCAGGGUCGGGCCUGGCUGACCUGACUCACCUGCGCCUGGCCGAGGGCCCGCACAGGUGCGCCGGGCGCCUCCAGGUGCGGCACCAGGGCCGCUGGGGCGGGGUCUGCGGCCUCACCUGGGCGCUGCCGGCGGCUCAGGUCACCUGCCGCUACCUGGGCUGCGGCCCCGCCCUCGGCGCCGCCCAGGUGAGCGUGCCGGCCGAGGAGCUCACCUGGCUGGAGUGGCUCAGGUGCGAGGGCGGCGAGGGGAACCUGCUGGAGUGCCAGGUGAGCGCCUGGGGCCACGCCCACUGCCCGCACGCCACCGUCACCUGUGCGCCGACAGAUGAGGCCCCAGCGCCCUCAGGUGAGGCCCUGACAGUCUCAGGUGCGACCACGACCCCCCCAGGUGAGGCCCUGCCGCCCUCAGGUGCGACCCCGGAACCCUCAGGUGUGCCCCCAGGUGUGACCCCGGGACCCUCAGGUGAGCCCCAGGAGGGCCAGGUGCGCCUGGCCGGGGGCCCGCACAGGUGCGCGGGGCGCGUCGAGGUGUUCCACGCGGGCAGGUGGGGCACGGUGUGCGACGACACCUGGGACCUGGCGGCCGCCAGCGUCACCU
Molecule: messenger RNA, 1460 nt
Organism: Serinus canaria (Common canary)
Lineage: Eukaryota; Metazoa; Chordata; Aves; Passeriformes; Fringillidae
Product: CD5 antigen-like
Exons: 7
Cellular component (GO): membrane
Source: RefSeq, a predicted model, not a curated record